AUGAGGAGGUUUGUCAGAUUUGUCAUGGACCAAAAAGCCUCUUCAGAAUCACCUGAAACUAGUAAAGUGUCAUCCAGUGGAUAUGAAGUUAAGGAGAAAGACUUGGGAAAAGUGCACAGGGCUGCAUGUUCAGGUGAUCUGGCCAAACUAAAAAAGCUUACAGAGAAGAAUGAUUUAAAUCAAGUAGACAAAGAAAACAGAACACCGCUGCACUUUGCCUGUGCAAAAGGACAUGCAGAAAUUAACGUGACAAUUGUUCAGUUCUUAGUGGACAGCAACGUUGAACUGGACAAAUAUGACAGUCAGAAACAUUCACCGCUGAUGAAGGCAGUGCAAUGUCAGCAGGAGAGAUGUGCAUUGACCUUGCUGGAGCACAAUGCUGAUCCUAACCUGGUGGAUAUUGAUGGAAACACGGCCCUACACCUGGCUGCCUCCAUACCCUCUAUAGCUCCCCUCCCCCUGGCAAAGCUGCUUCUGGAACACAAGGCCCACAUCGAUGCUCAGAACAGUAAUGGAUGCACCCCCUUGAUCUUGGCUGUGAUGGUGAAACACUUUGAGAUGGCAAAGCUUCUCCUUGAGGAAGGUGCUGAUGUCAACACUAAGGACCAUGAGCAAUGGACACCCGUGAUGAUUGCUGCUUAUGAGGGACUGGCCAACUUGGUUUCCUUAUUACUUUUGCACAAUGCAGAUGUAACAGCUAAAGACAAGAGAGGGAAGACCACAGAUGAUCACGCAGUUUGCAAUGGCUAUUUCCUGUCAGUAUUCUACCUGUUUAUGAUGAAAGCUCAGAAUUCUAAGCUCAUAGAACUGAUGAAGGCCUCAGAGAAGAAAAUUGGCAUCACAGAGCGACCACAGGCAAAGCCACAGCUGUCUUCCCCAGAACAACAUGCUUUGGAAGAAGAUGAAGGUGGUGAUCAUCCCCCAGACCUAAAAUACACUCAAUACAAAAACUGUGGCUAUAAUGAGGCCCUCUGUGUCAUGGGGUUUUAUUUGUCUGGCUGGGACAGCUCCAGCAUUGAGAGUAUGGACAUUUCUGGUUACAUUGAGGUCCUUUGCCCAGAAGUGGAUGCCAGGAAUGACAUAGAGCACUUGCUCCAGCAGGAGCCCAACAAGGGAGAAUGCACACAGAAGUGUGUCGCAAAGGCAGCUGACCACCAUGUACCUGUCCAUAACCUCUCUGCACAGCUGAGUGCCGCAAAGACCCGAGUCGAUAGCCUGGAAAGUGAGUUUCAUCGCACCAUGCUGUCUCUCACUGAGAAGAACCUCCUGCUGGAGACAGUGCAGAGGGAGCUCCAUGGGACCCAGGCCCACCUGGCGGAGCUGCAGGCUGCCUUGCAGGUUAAGCAGGAGCAAUCCUUGCAGCUCAGGGUGCACCAGAAGGCCAUGCCACACCAGAUAACACAGACCAAGAGAAAGAUGGAGAGCAAGAGGACCAUAGAUGCUGAGAUGCAAAGCCAGCUGUUGAAGGAGUAUGAGAAAAUUGAGAAAGAGGUAUGCAGAGUAUGA
Molecule: messenger RNA, 1506 nt
Organism: Scleropages formosus (Asian bonytongue)
Lineage: Eukaryota; Metazoa; Chordata; Actinopteri; Osteoglossiformes; Osteoglossidae
Product: ankyrin repeat domain-containing protein 7-like
Exons: 9
Coding region: 1-1506 (501 amino acids)
Molecular function (GO): protein binding
Source: RefSeq, a predicted model, not a curated record